AACGCGACCAUCAGAGGUUGUUUUCCAGUGCUAGCCAAUUAGCAACAUAGCUAGCAGUGAAUUUGUGUCUGGCGCGUUAUCUGGUGAUAGGUACAGUUUCCCUAAUUUGUUUUGAACGAGUGAAGGAGUACGCAUUCAUUGGUGAUAUUAAUGAACGAUCUUUACGCAUCGACUUGUUUUAAGAAAAAACGCAGUUUGGUCGGGACUUUGGUUCUUCGGAUCGCAGUGUUGCGAGAUUUCACAGUUUGUAGAGCAUGAGCACACCAUGAAGCGGCGCUUGGAGGAACAGGACACAACUGUUUUUGCGUCUCAACAGCGUCGACUCCCUGGUAGUACUGACGGAUUCCAACAUCGUGUCCUAGCCCCAGCAACAGCUCUGUACGAGGCGGUUUCAGACAACAUGCAACCGUCCUCUGGCAUGCAGUAUUCCGUCCCUCACGGGUAUCAGGUUCCAAUGGCCCAGAGUUCAGGCAGUCAUGGUCACACCAGUAGCCCGGCGGUCCACAGCGGGCCUCACCACCACACCCCUGCGGUCCAUCCCCAGGGGCCUGCUGUGGGCCCAGCACCCCACCACGCUCCAGCCUCUUCAGCGCCUGCACAGGGCCAGCAGCAGUUCCAGAGACUCAAGGUCGAGGAUGCGCUGUCCUAUUUGGACCAGGUGAAGUUACAAUUUGGAAAUCAGCCUCAAGUCUAUAAUGACUUUCUUGAUAUAAUGAAGGAGUUCAAGUCUCAAAGCAUUGACACUCCAGGAGUCAUCAGCAGAGUGUCACAGCUUUUCAAAGGCCACCCAGAUCUUAUCAUGGGUUUCAACACUUUCUUGCCCCCUGGCUACAAGAUCGAGGUGCAGACCAAUGACCUGGUCAAUGUGACCACCCCGGGUCAAAUUCACCACAUCACCCCCCAUGGGAUAUCGGUGCAGAACAUUCUGCCUCCGCCUCACCAGGCCCAGCCGCCUGUGCCCACCACCACCGCUGCCACCACAGUCACUGGUCAGCCAACUCCAGCCAAAAUCAGCAAGCCCAUGCAGUCUCCAGCCUUGACCCCGACCAGUCAGCCCAACCCGUCCAUCCCUUCCUAUGCGUCGCCGCGGUCGCCCUCAGUCCAGCCCCACACGCCAGUGAGCAGCACGCCAGCCAGUGCCCCGCCCCUACAGAACAACCAGCCGGUGGAGUUCAACCAUGCCAUCAACUACGUCAACAAGAUCAAGAACCGCUUCCAAGGCCAGCCAGACAUCUAUAAGGCCUUCCUUGAGAUCCUGCAUACUUAUCAGAAAGAGCAGCGCAAUGCUAAGGAGGCUGGGGGGAACUACACUCCUGCACUCACAGAGCAGGAAGUCUAUGCCCAAGUGGCCCGCCUCUUCAAGAACCAGGAGGAUCUGCUCUCAGAGUUUGGCCAGUUCUUACCUGAUGCCAACAGCUCGGCAUUCAUUAAAACGAUUUUCCCCCCGCAGCUGCUGAGCAAGACGACUGCGGAGAAGGCGGAGUCGGUGAGGAAUGAUCAUGGCGGAACAGUGAAGAGGCCCCAGCUGAACAACAAGCAAAGGUUCAGUCAGAAUGGCUGUCAGAUCAGAAGGCAUGCUGGGCCCCCCUCAACUCCCCCUGUCAAGAAGAAACCAAAGUAUUUUGGGAAAGAUCCUCAGUUGGCAGAGGCAAGCAAACUUGGUGGUGGAACAGAGUCUAUGUUCUUUGAGAAGGUGCGGAAAGCCUUGCGCAGCAAUGAAGCCUAUGAAAACUUCCUGCGUUGCCUGGUCCUCUUUAAUCAGGAGGUUAUCGCUCGAGCAGAGCUGGUCCAGCUGGUCGUUCCCUUCUUGGGGAAAUUCCCAGAGCUCUUCACCUGGUUCAAAAACUUCCUGGGCUACAAAGAAUCCACACACAUCGAGAGCUUUCCCAAGGAGCGGGCCACCGAGGGCAUCGCCAUGGAGAUAGAUUAUGCUUCCUGCAAGAGACUGGGCUCAAGUUACAGAGCAUUGCCCAAGAGCUACCAGCAACCCAAAUGCACAGGCAGGACCCCACUUUGUAAAGAGGUGCUUAAUGACACUUGGGUGUCAUUCCCCUCCUGGUCUGAGGAUUCUACUUUUGUGAGCUCCAAGAAGACCCAGUAUGAAGAACACAUAUACAGAUGUGAGGAUGAGCGUUUUGAGUUGGAUGUGGUGCUCGAGACCAACCUGGCCACCAUCCGUGUCCUGGAGAGUGUGCAGAAGAAGUUGUCCCGCAUGUCUGCGGAGGAGCAGGCCAAGUUCAGGCUGGACAACACCAUGGGUGGCACCUCCGAGGUGAUUCACCGCAAGGCCAUCCAGAGGAUAUAUGGGGACAAGGCUCCGGACAUCAUCGACGGCCUCAAAAGGAACCCAGCAGUCUCCGUCCCCAUUGUGCUGAAAAGGCUAAAGAUAAAAGAAGAGGAAUGGCGGGAAGCCCAGAGAGGCUUUAAUAAGAUCUGGAGGGAGCAGAACGAGAAGUAUUACCUGAAGUCUCUCGACCACCAGGGCAUCAACUUCAAACAGAACGACACAAAGGUGUUCCGCUCCAAAACGCUGCUCAAUGAGAUCGAGACUUUGUACGAUGAGCGGCAGGAGCAGGCGUCCGAGGAGGGCGGCCCCACUCCCCCCCCCACCGGGCCGCACAUGACCCUGCCCUACGAGGACGGCCAGAUCCUGGAGGACGCCGCCGGCCUCAUCAUCCACCACGUGAAGCGGCAGGCCGGCAUCCAGAAGGACGACAAGCACAAGAUCAAGCAGGUCAUCUACCACUUCCUGCCCGACAUGCUCUUCGCGCGCCGCGUCGAGCUCUCGGACGCGGAGGAGGAAGAGGAGGAGGAGGAAGAGGAGGACGGCGAGGCGGGAGAAGACGGCAACGCCGCCACCAAGCGGCCCAACGGCACGGCGGCGUCCGGCGGCGGUCAGCGCUCCAAGCUGCUGUUCGGCGGGAGCAGCGCGGCCGCCCAGCGGGGCUCCGGCAGCGGCAGCGACGAGGCCUACAACCUGCUCUACGCCAACAACAACUGGUACGUGUUCCUGCGGCUGCACCAGAUCCUGUGCGCGCGCCUGCUGCGCAUCUUCAACCAGGCGGAGCGGCAGAUCGGCGAGGACUCGCACGAGCGCGCCUGGGAGCGCGAGGUGCUCGGCCUGCGCCGAGAGAAGGGCGACAGUCCCGCCAUCCAGCUGCGCCUCAAAGAGCCCAUGGACAUGGAGGUGGACGAGUACUACCAGGCCUUCCUGGAGAUGGUGCGCAACCUGCUGGACGGCAACAUGGAGGCGUCCCAGUACGAGGACUCGCUGAGGGAGAUGUUCACCAUCCACGCCUACAUCGCUUUCACCAUGGACAAGCUCAUCCAGAGCAUCGUCAGGCAGCUCCAGCACAUCGUGAGCGAUGAGAUCUGCGUGCAGGUGACGGAGCUGUACCUGGGCGAGUGUGCCAACCGCGCCACCGGCGGCCCGCUGGCCAGCCAGAGCUCGCGCAGCGCCGCCGAGGCCACCUACCAGCGCAAGGCCGAGCAGCUCAUGUCCGACGAGAACUGCUUCAAGUUGAACUUCCAGAAGAGCAGAGGGAAUAUUCAGCUGGCCGUGGAGCUCCUGGACACGGAGGAGGACAACUCGGACGAACCCGCCGAGGCAGAGCGCUGGUCAGACUACGUGGACCGUUACCUGAACUCGGACUCCACCUCCCCUGAGCUCCGGGAGCACCUCGCUCAGAAGCCUGUGUUCCUCCCCAGGAACCUGCGGAGGAUCCGUAAGUGCCAGCGUGGUCAGGAGAUGCAGGAGCGGGAGGCCAAGGAGGCUGCGAAGAAGUCCGCCGAGACGGCCGACAGCAUGAAUAUGGAGUGCAUGUUCAAGCUCAACUCCUACAAGAUGGUGUAUGUCUUCAAGUCAGAGGAUUACAUGUACCGGCGCACUGCCUUGCUCCGAGCCCACCAGUCUCAUGAGCGGGUGAGCACUCGCCUGCACCAGCGGUUCCAGGCGUGGCUGGACAAGUGGCGGAAGGAGCAUGUGACGUCCGAGAUGGCUACCGACAACCGCAAGUGGCUGAUGGGUGAGGGCCGCGAGGGUCUGCUGUUGCCCUGCAAAACCACCUGCCACCCCGAGGUGCUGCACUUCGUGGGCAUCAACAAGUACCGCGUGAAGUACACCUCACCGUGAGCCACAGCCUGCCGCAGAGGGGCAGCAUUUUUAACAACGAAAAAAACAAAAAUUUUAUGGAUGUGAAGUAUUAGGAAGUUUUAUGAACUCAAGUUACACAUUUAUUUCUGUAUUUUCAGUUUCUUUUUUGGUUUUGUUAUUUCCUUUUUUUUUUUUUUUACGUUGGAACUUCGAUGGCAGGCUUUUUGGAGGGAGGGGCGGUGGGGGUAGAGCCAGGGUGUCAGGGGGGAACAGACUUUUACAACCUGUUGUUUUGGAAUCUCCCUAAAAACUCCAAAACUAAUUCAAUCGAUGGGUCCACUGCACCGUGCUGGAGGGGUUGGCCUCCUGUAUCUUUUGAUUGUGAUUGUGACGCUACACGAAUGAAGUGCAACUUAAGUACCAGCUCUUCGGGGGGGCAGCGGCCACCUGCUGCGUGCACCUCAGCACUUCUAAAGGACACUUCACCAUCAGAACACACGCGACUUCCACAGGCAGACUUGUCCAUCACUCCUCCAGACUCAUGGUGUUACUGAGUGGCUUUUCCUUUCAUUUAUUUUUGUACAUAGUUCUUCUUGAGGGAGAGAGAGAGAGGAAAUGUAGAUUAGCAAUACUAUAUCUAAAAACGAGAGGUUCCGACAAGCUGCCUGUUUGGAGAGCAAAGGUCAAAGAGACGGCAUUUUCUUCUUUAUUGUCUGUAGUCCCACAUCGCAAAUGCUGAUGGGGGGGAAUGAGCUGUAUGCACUGUUUUGUUUCAUUGUAACAGCAUUUUUUGUAUGUAUGUAUGUAUGUAUGUGUGUGUGUGUGUGCGUGUGUGUGUCUGUCAGAUCAUGCUACAGUCUCAACUUUGUGAAGCUAUGUAGAGGCUGUGAUUUCUAAAUCAAACUCUCGCAAAUCUCUUGCCGCCCUCGUGCAGAUGUCUUUAGUUACUGUCAGUGUCCCAUGCCAAUCAACCAGCGCAAACAUGCCAACCAAGAACAAAACAGAUAGAAAAGCUACAGGCUGCUGCCCCCGUGUAAAUAACUUGUACAUAGACCCAACUGUUUAUAUCAGACUUUCAUUUCAAAGUAGUAGACCCUAACUGACCGACUGUGGAUAUCUUGGAGAUGUGGCUAAGGCUGGUAAAGUAUGUACAAUGAAAGAUCAUUUAUUAGCAUUUUUACCAAAGGGAGAUUUGUUAUUUGUCUGGUCUUUUCCUUUUUCCUCUUUUACUGUAUUGUCACGUAAAUGUUCCUUUGAAAGCAUAGAGAAAAAAAGUCCAGCAUUUUUUAAAUGCAAGUUUUAUAGAAUGCCUUUUCAUUCAAUUUCUAAAAUCCUGUUUUUAUUCGAAGCACUGACACCACUAACAUUUUAAAUUCUUAGCAUCUUAUGGUGUAGAGCUAAGAAAGUCCUUCUGUACCCUCCAGAUCUAUAUAUAUAUAAACAUACAUAUAUAUAUAUAUGUGUGUAACAUGUUUAAAAAAAAAAAGGAAAAAGAAAAAGCAGGCUGACUAGCUCACUGUGGAGAUCGAUUACUGCAAUGGAGGCAUGUCUUUAUGUGCAAAUGUAUUGCCCUUUCAUUCAUUUCAUUGUUGUUUAUUAAAUAAAGUGAAAUUGUAGUAGUUGA
This is a messenger RNA of Sardina pilchardus (European sardine), 5717 nucleotides long. Its product is annotated as paired amphipathic helix protein Sin3a-like. Gene Ontology annotation, cellular component: chromatin; Sin3-type complex. The record is from RefSeq and is a predicted model, not a curated record. NCBI's taxonomy places the organism in Eukaryota, Metazoa, Chordata, Actinopteri, Clupeiformes, Clupeidae. Gene Ontology annotation, biological process: negative regulation of transcription by RNA polymerase II. Gene Ontology annotation, molecular function: transcription corepressor activity. The coding region runs from base 266 to 4132 and encodes 1288 amino acids. The transcript is spliced from 21 exons.